Molecule: messenger RNA, 3273 nt
Organism: Salpingoeca rosetta
Lineage: Eukaryota; Choanoflagellata; Craspedida; Salpingoecidae
Product: valyl-tRNA synthetase
Exons: 26
Coding region: 1-3273 (1090 amino acids)
Biological process (GO): valyl-tRNA aminoacylation
Cellular component (GO): cytosol
Molecular function (GO): valine-tRNA ligase activity; ATP binding; aminoacyl-tRNA deacylase activity
Source: RefSeq, a predicted model, not a curated record
AUGUUGAGGACUGUUGCGCUUCGCUCGCGGGCGCAGCAGCGUGGCGCACUGGAUGUGCUGAAGGUGGAGAGCCACUGGCAAGCAGUGGAGAAGAGUAUCGCCGCCACUGCUGCCGCUGCUGCCACUGAUGGUGUUACACCCUCUGAUGCUGCUGCUGCUGCUGCUGCUGCUGCUUCAACGACCAAGGCACCCAGCAUCGACAGCAGCCAUUACAACAACAACAACAACAGCAGCAGCAGCAGCAUCAACAACAACAACAACAACGACGACGACUGCAGCAUCAGCAGCAGGCAUGGCCACCGUGAUUCGGCAGCGGAGGUUGAUAAUCGCUUCGUCAUGAUGUUCCCCCCACCGAACGUGACAGGAAGUCUGCACCUUGGCCAUGCGCUGACCAUCGCUGUGCAGGAUGCGCUUGCAAGGUGGUCGCGCAUGCGGGGCCUCGAGACCACAUGGGUGCCUGGCGUGGAUCACGCAGGCAUUGCAACGCAGACGGUCGUGGAGAAGCAGGUCCACAAGCAGGAAGGGCUGACGCGCCACGACCUGGGCCGGGACGCGUUCUUGGGUCGCGUGUGGCAGUGGAAGGAGGACAGGGCUCACGACAUCCUUGAGCAGGCACGUGGUGCCGUGCAUCGCAUGGGCGCGUCAUUGGACUGGUCAAGGAUGGUCUUCACCCUGGAUGACAAGUUUACGCGUGCCACCAAGACGGCGUUUGUGCGCCUGUUUGACCGUGGCCUCAUCCAGCGGCGGAACCACUGCAUCAACUGGUCAUGCACCCUGCAGUCCGCCAUCUCAGACAUGGAGGUUGACUCGCUCCCUGUGGAGGGUCGCACGUCCAUAACCGUUCCCGGAUACAACCGCCCUGUUGUUGUUGGACAGAUGUACGACGUGUUCUUCCCCCUCGCCGAUGACCCAACAGGCGAGCAGGGUGUGGUUGUGAGCACGACGCGACCGGAGACGAUGCCUGGCGACGUUGCUGUUGCCGUCCAUCCAGACGACCCAAGAUACGUUCAUCUCCACAACAGGCACCUCCGCCACCCGCUCACAGGCGCUGCUGUUCCCGUCAUCACGGACUCGCUCCUCGUCGAUCCCGCGCUCGGCACGGGCGCCGUCAAGAUCACGCCAGCGCACGAUCCAAACGACCACGAAGCGGGCCUGCGACACAACCUCCCCUCCAUUCAGGUGAUGGACAAGAGCGGGCACAUGGACUGUCCGGAACUGCCGUCCAUCCACGGGCAGCACCGAUUCGAUGCGCGAAUAACAGUCCUGAAGGCGCUGGAGGAGAGCGGACACUUGAGGCAAACACGCGACCACAAGACGACCGUGCCGGUGUGCAGCCGGAGCGGAGAUGUCAUUGAGCCGCUCGUGUGUCCGCAGUGGUUCCUCGACUGCACCAACAUGGCCGAGAAAGCGUUGUCGGAAUAUCGGUCCGGAAAUCUUCAGUUCCAUCCUGCACGGAUGGGCGAGAGCUUUGAGCGGUGGCUGUCCUCCAUUCGCCCCUGGUGCAUUUCACGCCAGCUGUGGUGGGGACACCGCAUCCCCGCAUACCACGCAACGUGGAAGGUCGGCCAAUCCAAUACGCCUGUUUGUGACUGGGUUGCUGCGUGCGAUGAGAACGCCGCUCGACAACGCGCCGCACGGCACUUUGGCAUCAGCACCACCGACGACGACAACGACGACGACGAUGAUGAUGAUGAUGGACUGGUGGUGGUGCAAGAUGAAGAUGUGCUGGACACGUGGUUCUCGUCAGCGCUGUACCCGUUUGCUGCGUUUGGAUGGCCCGACACGAGCACGGAGGACUUUCGAUCCCACUACCCAACCAACGUCCUUGAAACCGGACACGACAUCCUCUUCUUCUGGGUUGCCCGCAUGGUCAUGCUUGGCCUGGAACUCACAGACACCCUCCCCUUCAAAGAGGUGGUGCUGCAUGCGAUGGUGCGCGACGCGAAAGGCCGCAAGAUGUCCAAGAGUCUCGGAAACGUCAUCGACCCUCUGGACGUCGUCUAUGGUAGCGCCCUCGCUGAAGAAAUGAUUGCAAAACUGCACAAGGGCAAUCUGGACGCGCGCGAACUCAAGGAGGCCACAGCAAACAUCGAGAAGGAGUUCCCAAAGGGCAUUCCAUCAUGUGGCGCAGAUGCGCUCAGAUUCGCCCUCUGCGCAUACACAACUCAAGGCCGAGACAUCAACUUGAACAUCAACCGGGUGGUUGCCGCCAAGUCGCUGUGCAACAAGUUGUGGAACGCCGUCGGAUAUGUGAACAGCAAACUACCAGCAGGCGGUGGCAGUACGCCGUCUGCACCCAAUCGCCAUCACCGCAUGAAUGUUUGGAUUGUGCAGCAGCUGCACGCCACCGCCCGUGUCGUGGACGCGGGUUUCAGGACGUUUGACUUUGCUGCCGUGACAACAGCACUGCACGACUUUUGGAUCAAAUCCUACUGUGACGUCUACCUCGAAUGGACCAAAGCAGUGCUGAGUGACGCAUCUAUGUCUGAGCAGCACGACGCGACGCUGUCCACGCUUGUGCACACCGCACGCUGCGCACUCACCCUGCUCGCCCCGAUCAUGCCACACAUCGCACAGGAGCUCUACACACAGCUGCCAAGGCACGAGGAUGACCCAGACCACUUGAUCUUCGGGCCAUUCGUGCAACCACCACGUGAUGACACCCCUGCAUCAUCAUCAUCAUCAACGUCAUCAUCAUCACCAUCAUCAUCACCAUCGUCAUCAUCAUCAUCCGAUGGUGCGGUGGUGCGUGAGGUCGACGAUGUGUUGGCGCUCGUCUCGUCUGUGCGCAGCUGUCCACUCGUGCAGCGCUACCAGGGGCCGGCCGCCCAGCGGCCGCGUGCGCUGAUCGUCUGUACAGAUCCGGCCGACACCACAGACUGGCAGCACUACCGUCACGUUCUCCUGUCGCUGUGCACCAUUCGCGACGUCUCGUUUGUGUCUUCCAAUGACAUUCCGUCAACUGCACUCGCGUUGCCAACCACCAGUCCGCGCCACAAGGUGUUUGUUGAACUGUAUGCGCUGCCCUCGGAAGGUGCCAUCAACAAAGAAAUUGCCCAACUCAACAAGAAGAUGGCGAAGGACGCCAAGCGGUUACAACAGCUGCGAACUUCAAUGCAGCGAGAUGGAUAUGCCGACAGAACACCGCCAGAUGUGCAGCUGUCACAUCGUGAGCAAGAGUCUCGGCUGGCGGCACAGGUCAGCAGCGGAGAGACAGCGGUGCACAUGUACACGCAGCUCCUGCAGUCGGUGAGAGGUCGUCAACAACAGUAG